AUGCCUGUCAAAACUUGUCACUGUGAGCCACACACAAGAAAAAGCAAAAAAAAAAAAAUCAGUCCAAAGAACUCAACGACGACAUUGAAUCCCUUUUUGCAUAAAGAAAAAUUCAAUAAAAUCACAAUAAAAACCAACAAUUCCAUUCAAAUAUCCAUUAACAUAAAACUCAAAGUGCGUCCAUCGACACUAUCCCACUCCAAUUAGAUACAAAUUGCAUCCCAAUUGACCUCGCGCUCUCCGUCACACAGAGACCUCAUUGCAAAACUUGAAAAAAAGAAAAAAAAGUAAAAUAAAAAAAAAAAACACCAGUACCCGCAGCAGCCAGCCAAUCAACCAACAAAACCAGGAGAGAAAUUUCCAAGGAAAAAAAGUGAAUCACAAAAACAAAAAAGAAAGAAAUAUGAAUAGAACUAUUUAAAAUAUAAUAUUUUCUUCUUUUAUUAAAUUUGUGUCUCUCUCGAUUAAAACCAAAGAUGAUGUAAACUUGUAUGUUGUAAAAAAAAAACAACAAAUAGAAAAAAAUCACAAAAAGAAGAAAAAAAAAAUAAACCAUAAAGAUUUUUCCGAGACCCGUGUGCUGCCCGCUGAAGUGCGGGGGGAAAUGAAGUGUUUGCAAUGGGGUCACAAACCUUGGAGAUACUUCGCCAAGGCGUGUGGGCCUCUCUAACCGGAGGCUGGUUCUACGAUCCGCAUCAGGAUGUCUUUUGCAAUACUGUGCAUUUGUAUUUGUGGCUGUUUUUGCUCUGCUCUCCUUUUGUAGCUUAUUUGUAUUUUCCAAAAACCCUAAUAACAUGGGGAACGUAUUGCUUAUCAACGACCCUUGUCAUCACUGCGGUGAAAAUAAUCAACAUGGCCUUGCACCGGCUGUACGACAAAGCGCAAGCUAUGUCCGAAUCCAAUUUGAAAAAUCCAUUUUUUAAAGGCUCCAAGGAUAUUGAGAGAGAGGAAGAAUGCGGAAUUGAAAUGCAAGUUUUGGGAAAUGAUCUCCCAUCGAGGACGUCAGUUGACCAAGCAAUCGCAGCCAGCGAUGAAAACAGUAUUUUAUCGAUGGAAAACAUCAAUAGUACCAUUGACUUAAAAGUUGAUGUUCAUCGAAAAAACAGUUCUGAAUCCAUUGAGAGUAUAUCAUUUUAUGCGUCCUCUAUAUUGCCAGCAACAUCAAACAGCCACAACAUAGCCACAACCUAUUACAAAGAUCCCGCAAUAUCGACAUCACAUUCGAUCACCAUUCAACCGCAUCCGUGCUCUUCACGCGGUGGUGGGGGAGCAGUUGCCAAGAGCAAAUCUGAGCUAAACACUAAAUACCUCGCAGUGUAUCCAGAGCACGACGAUCAACCGAAAGCACAAGAUUCAUGUUCCUCAUUAAGUCAUCAUCGCAACAAGAACGACGACCAGAAGUUAGCACCAGAAGACGGCUGUGGUGGUGGUGUCGCAACAGCUGGUGGAAGUAGUCGAAGAAGACGACAAAGACUCCGUUUGGAGCGACAAAACAGCUUAGAUGCUGCUGCUGAAUCUAGUAUAUUAUCCCGCAUCGAGAGAAUACCCCGCGAUUCCACUAAACCAAACAAUAAUUCCUGUAGUCAUCAUCACAAUACCACACAACUUAGCAAAUCAACGAGACUUCAAAGACAUCGCAGCUCAGAGACACACGACGAACGGCAAAAGCACAACAGCCGGCAUUUGUUCCUUCCCAUUCAUCAUGAACAACCGCAAUCAUCUUGGAUACUGGGUUCGUCGUCGGACAUGUACCUGGAGGAUAAUUGCUACACAAAAUCCGAUCUGGGCAUUGAGAAAAUUGAAGGCACCGCUAAUCGCAACAAAGUGGGAUACCUAAUGCUUCAGCAUCCGCACCAUCAUCAACCGACUCCGAUGAGAAAGGACUCGAAUAGCACAAUGUCGGCCCUACAGCUGCCGGUGUCGGCGGCAGUGUCCAUUAAUCCAAAACAAAGCAGUAUGAAAAAACGAAGACAUUCCAAUGCCACGUCCCUGUACAAGGUGUCACAACAGGCUCCAUCCACAUCGGGUGCGUCCACGGUGCGGAGGAUCAAAAGCGCCGCUCUAGAAAUUUCUUGCCCGCAUCCCUCGGUGUCGAAUUUGACACCACAUCCGAACAGUGUGGAGGCGAUAUCGGGACAACAGAUAAAAAAUCCGUUGUCAGCUUUGUUGCCUCCGCCGAGUAAGUGCCUUGUAAGGAAUCCACAUCUCAAUCUCUGUCCGAAAUUCGGAAGCUUUACCAAUUCCAAUAUGGCAAUUAUGGAACCGGUCUAUCCCAUUGUGGAACAGGCCGAUGAGAAGACCUCUUUAGACUUGGAUAGUUUAGAGAAAGUAACUGUAGAUGAGGAAGAAGGCAAUAAUCGAGAUGAUGACGAUGAAGGAGACGGAGAAGAAGAAGACGAUGACGAAGAUGGUGGGAAAGGGACUCAAGCGAAUAGAGAUGAAGAGGAGGAUGGAGCUGGAGCGAUGUCGAAUCCACCAACACAAAGGCAACGUUGUUCGACAACAGAAUCUGAAUCUGAAGUGGAACGCCCAAGGGCCCAUUCUACAGACUCUGAGACCGAUAACAAUGGCUCACGUUCACCCCUACUUACCAAAUCUAUGACCAAUAACCAGAAACAACCAAAACCUCUUGUCAGUAUUCGACAGCACAUCAUCGACAUAAACCGCCAAAAUAACGGCGAAGGCGGUGACUCUGGUUGUCCAUCCAGUGAUUGCGAGCAGGUGAGCGCCAGUUCCAAGGACAUGCUGCUCGCGAUCGAUGUAAAAAAUCCUGCUCCAAUGGAGCAAAUUCCAAUUCAGGUUGACCAAAUAGAAUCGCAAGACGACAAAGCUACGACUUCGACUUCAACGACGACAACCGGAGCGGAUAAUACAACUUCAAAGAAUCUCGGUGCUAUUCCAAAGGUCGUCAAAUACAGGGAAAUUAAUGAAACCGGCGGCGGCGAUGAUGGAACUGCCGACGGAGAGGAUGCCAACGAUCAGCAAGUGCACAAGCGAAAAACUGCCAGUCGGACGUCAUCAUCUACGUCGUCCAGGAGUUUAAGCGAAGAGAGUUUUUCCAAUGACAUUUAUAAAACCUUGUACAAAGACCACUGGGUGUUGUAUAGUGGGAACGGAGGAGGGCAGGCGGGUAACACAGCUUCCUCUGUUACUUCCCACCAUCAUCAACACCACCACCAUUACCCAUACUCAACAAACGAUUCCCAAGCGGGAAUCGGCAUUGCUGGAGGUUACGCUUUCGAUGGAGAGUACAUGUUGCCUCUUUCUGAUCGAGUGAUGUACAUGCGGGAAAAACUGCGACGAUCUUCCAAACAAAUCUCAGAUCCCGGUGGCAACUCAUCAAUUCUCGAAGAAGAAUUCCCCCCAGUUACAUUGCUUCCACCGAAUCGAACGGCGGCGGCAGCACUCUCCAUUCAGGGUCUAAUAAGUGACUUUGAAGAUUCUUCCGCUGCCGCUGUAGAUCAGAACCGUGCGAGGUGUGGCACUGCAGCAAUGCUAAAUGUAGAACCGCAUUACUGUGAUUAUUGGCGACCGGCAUGUAGUCUUGCCACUGCAGUCGCCGCUGAGAAAGCUGCUCAGCCGAAACGCUUCUACAAAUACCAACUAAACCUGCUCGGAGCUCAUCAUGAGGUUAAGAUCGAAAUGGAUCGCCUGCAACUUCUGGCUCUAUUCGAUCGCGACCUGCAUUGGUGUCAUGUACUGCUGGCGAUUGUGUUAUCAACUGGGGUAUCAUUUUUCGGUGCCAUCAUUCUGCAGCUGGAGUAUUAUCGAGACUUGUGUGCAUUUCUGUUUUGCGCCGUGAUAGCAGGCAGUCAGUAUUCUCUUAUGAAGAGUGUUCAGCCAGAUGCUGCCUCACCAAUUCACGGAUUUAACAAGACUGUCGCCUAUUCUAGAGCGAUUUAUUUUACCGUGUGUUCAGCUUUGUUGCUGCUGCUUCAUCAUACGCUUCAGUGCGAUGCGGAAACGAACACCGCUGCUCUCAUUCAUCAGAAAUUUAAAUUCUUCGGGAUUGUUUUUGUACCGGAGGUUGUGUUGGGAAUGUUGCUGGAUAUUUUAUGCAUCGUUUUGCUAAGUUUUCCAAUUAUUUUCAGUCUGGGUCUUCUCCCCCAGAUCAACACCUUCUCAAUGUAUUUUCUGGAACAAGUUGACAUGCAUAUAUUUGGUGGAAAUGCAGAUAGUAGCUUAUUGGGAGCAUUUUUAUGCGUGAUAAGAUCUAUGUUGGGUGUUAUGCUUCUCUAUGGACCAUUGUAUGCUGCAUUGGUAGAAGGAAAAGGGACUCAAUUUAUUUUGUUUUCGAUAUUUUGCGGAAUGCUCAUUCCUCUUGGUUAUCAUCUCUCUCGAUCGGCGAGUGAUUUCAGUCAUUUGUGGGCUCUCAUCAAAACCAAUAUCGCCAGUACAUACCGUGACGAUGAUGAUGAACUUAGCGGAAAUAGUAAAAUUGAAAAGCCAAGUACUGCGACGAGUGGGGAACAAAUUGAAAUGUCAUCACUCCCAAAGAAGUCGUCAUCGGAAGAACCAUGUGAAAAGAACACCACCACAAACGAUGUAGAGAGACCACCCGCCUCGUUGGAAGAAGACAAAACAUCCACGGGCACUACAACCCAACCCGAUGUCUCAACUUUGACUGGUUCCGAUUCGGAAUCUCCCGAUCCCCUGCCAAAGAAACUUCAAUAUACCGUUAAUACCCGCCUCAAGAAUGAUUUGGUUGUGACCACUCUGUUGGCGACGAUAAUGUUUGGACUACAUUGCAGUACAGUUUUCACUGUGCUUCAACCAGAUCUCAAUGUCGUUCUGUACUCGUUUGCUGGAGUGUUUGGUCUACUGCUUCACUAUGUGAUUCCACAGAUGCGCAAACACAUGCCGUGGUUGUGUUUUGCCCGUCCGAUUCUGCGCCAAAAUGAAUUCGCUCAAUUUGAGGUGUCCGAUGCUGCCAAAGUUAUGUGGUUUGAAAAACUGUAUAUAUAUCUGUGCAUGGUGGAGCGUAAUGUGCUAUUCCCAUUGAUAGCGAUAUCAGCUCUAACGGCAGAUUCAAAGGCUGUAGCAGAAAAGUUCGGAGUGGAAUGGGGGACACUGAUAAUUGCCGUAUGCUCCUUGAAAUUUGUUCGGAAUGCAUAUUCGGAUGCAACAAAUCAGUACCUGAUUAUAAUAUUCACGGUGCUUUUCUUUAAAGUUGAUUUUGUAUUUGCCAGCGAAACAUUUCUCAUUGAUUAUUUCUUUGUAUCAUUGGCCUUUCGAAAAUGCUGUGAUUUUUUGUUAAAGCUUCAAUUUAUUGUAACCUAUAUUGCCCCAUGGCAAAUAACAUGGGGUUCUGCAUUUCAUGCUUUCGCACAGCCCUUUAGUGUUCCUCAUUCGGCGAUGCUAUUCCUACAAGCCGGAAUCAGUGCUGUCCUAUCGACUCCGCUGAAUCCGUUUUUGGGAAGUGCAAUCUUUCUUACCUCUUACGUGCGGCCAAUCAAGUUCUGGGAACGUGACUAUAACACUCGCCGCAUAGACCAUUCAAAUACUCGACUAAGUUCACAACUGGAACGUGAUCUCGGAGCUGAUGACAACAAUCUGAAUAGCAUAUUUUAUGAACAUUUAACAAGGUCCCUCCAACACUCACUAUGUGGGGAUUUGUUGAUGGGAAGAUGGGGUAAUGUUAACCAAGGAGAUUGUUUUGUUCUAGCUUCAGAUUAUCUAAAUUGCUUGGUUCACAUUAUCGAACUGGGCAACGGACUGUGCACUUUUCAAAUGCGAGGCCUGGAGUUUCGAGGCACUUAUUGCCAACAGCGAGAAGUUGAAGCCAUCACCGAGGGUGUUGAAGACAACGAUGGUUGUUGCUGCUGCGAUCCUGGCCAUUUGCCCCGAAUGCUGAGUGCAAAUGCAAUGUUCUCUACACGAUGGUUAGCAUGGCAGGUGGUGGCAGCUCAAUACGUCCUCGAAGGCUAUUCAAUUUCGGACAACUUGGCAAGUGCUACUCUUCAGGUUUUCGAAUACCGAAAAGUUCUCAUAACAUACUACAUAAAGAGCAUUAUUUACUACGUAGUUAAGAAUCCAAAGGUUGAGCGAUGGCUUUCAGCAACAGGACCCAUCCAAGACUCUCUCGCCGACACCCUUAACCGACAGUUUGUUGAUUUGGAUCCAAUUUUCAACUACAACUUGGACGAAGAUUUUGAUCUUCGAGCGUUGGGAAUAACCCGAUCAAGUUUUUGCUCUGUGUAUCUCAGUUGGAUUCAAUUUUGUUGCGACAAAAAGAGAGACUUGAUUGUACAACCGAAAGAACAACCCACACCAUCAGUAAACAAAGAAACCAUCCAACCAGAGCCAAAACUCCGUAGAGCCAUCCCUACUGAUCAUUUAAAAUCACUGCCAAAUAGAUCUCCUACGAUAGCAAGAGACUCUUCGAUUGUGUCCCUGUGUCUUGCAUUAGGACUACUCGCACGGCGUUCGCUAGCAACAGCCAGUCAUAGCUCCCUAACCGGAGUUGAGUUCUUCUUACAUGGCCUGCAUGCACUCUUCAAAGGCGACUUUCGAAUAACAUCGCCACGCGAUGAAUGGGUCUUUGCGGACAUGGACCUCCUACAUGCUGUUGUAGCUCCAGCUGUGAAAAUGGCACUCAAAUUGCAGCAGGAUCACAUUUCUAAUCCCGAUGAAUAUCUGGAUCCUGCUGCUUUACAUGAGGCGAUCACAUCGUAUUCGAAAGAUUUGGUAAUAUCCCAUGAAGCCGAUCCGGUUUGGCGCAGUGCAGUGCUGAGAGGAGCUCCAAAUCUUCUCGCUCUGCGACAUGUGAUGGAAGACGGCUCCGAUGAGUAUCGAAUCAUUCGGCUAACGAAGCGAUUUCUUAGUUUUCGCGUGAUCAAACUCAAUAGAGAGUGCGUUCGUGGCCUAUGGGCCGGCCAACAGCAGGAGUUGAUCUAUUUGCGGAAUCGCAAUCCUGAACGUGGAAGCAUACAAAAUGCUAAACAGGCUUUGCGGAAUAUCAUUAACUCGUCUUGUGAUCAGCCAAUUGGCUACCCAAUAUACGUGUCCCCUUUGACUACGUCAUAUGCGGAUACCAACGAUCAGCUGAGUAGUGUCAUUGGUGGACCAAUUACACUGGAAUCAAUCAAAACAAAUGCAAUCGCUUGGUGGCAUCGUGUGCGCGAAAGAUGUCGCGAAGGUUGCAGCAGUGGCAGUGCUACUGUAGAAUCAACAGGUGACACCAUUCCAGAUAUUCCUUCGGUAUACUUCUCGCCAGCGACUGCCAAUAAUCCCAGUAGCAUAACGUACGGUAGUCAGAGUUUAGCUGCUCCAGCAACAAGAAGUGGUUUGGUGGGGAUGCACAAGCCAACGAGUUCAACUCUUUUAGCUGGGUUGCUUAAUCGCGAGCGAGAGAGUCAAGAAAAUGGACCCAUAAUUCGAGAGCCUCGAGUACGUAAAGGUCCUCCAUAUAUACCACGAGGAGAUCGUGAAAGAAGAGCCACCCUACCUAUAACUAGUGGAAUAAGUACAAAUGGUGCUGACUCAUCCAGAGAGCUUAACGAAUCAAUGGGUGGUAGUAGUACUACUUCCGAAUUACGUCGCACAGAUUUCUCAGAGAGCAGUCAAUAUACAAAGAUGUCAACUUCAUCGGGUAAUCUUGGCAUAGGAAAUAUCAUAACCACACCCGGAGACUAUCCGAGAAAAUCAAAAGGUCCAAUUAACUUAACCCGUACUGAGAUUAAGUCAGAAGAUAGUAUUUGCUCGCCCAUAGAGCUGAAUAAAAAAGUCAUUAUAGUUGAUGGUAUGGAGAUCUAUGACUGCCUUGAUAUGGGUCGACGCAUUGACGUAGUUUGGCCAAAUGAAAAAAUGCGUGCAAAUGGAGGUCGACUCUCUUGGAACGACUGGUCGCCACAAGAAGGAAUGGUUGGAUAUGUUGUGCACUAUUGGUCGCCAAAUCAUGCCGAUCAACGAUUUCGAUCACAUGUCAAUCGAACGUUAUAUCUGAUUGAAAUCGGCGAACAUUAUGUGCCGGUUGGUGAACGUGGUAUUAAAGAAUAUAAUCAAAUAGUUGACAAUAGAGAAAGUCUUAGCCGCUCAUCUACAAUAACAAAUGCCAUCGAAUUAGGAUCGCCCGCCGAAGAAAUUGGCACAAUGACAACAUACAAUAGUGCCGAAGCAAUAGUAGCAACCAUCGACCAGGAAACCACCAUGAGCGAAUCAAUGACUGAAUUAACAACGAGCGAAGUAUGACAAGUACCUAUUUACACUUUUCCUCCGUCGUCGCAGUUUCCCUCAGUAUAUCCAGGCCGAUUAAGUUUUCCUUAUCGCUGGUGGCAUUUUUAACUUUAAGAGCAUUUCUCUCUCUCGUCUCUUUCUCUUUUUCAUCGUAGAUUCUUUUCUCUCUCUUCCUGUACAUAUUAAAUGCAAAGCAAACAAAAUUGUAAAAAAAAAAAACAAAACAAAUUAUUACCCAUACAUAAAAUAUAUAUAUUUACAAGUACUCAAUAAAUAUUAUAGUUUUGUAGAAGGAAUAAUAACAAAAAAUAGUUAAUAAAACAAAAAACAAAAAAAAAAAAAACACAACUAAGCAAAUAUCAAUUGAUUAUUAUGGUUAAAUAAAAUAUAUAAAUAUAUAUUAUGGAUAAGCUCUCAUGUUGCCUUAAACGAUUAGACUGAUUUUCUAUUUUUUAACGGAUUCAUUGUCAUUUUAGAAAAACAAAAAAAUAAACAAAAAAAAAAAACAUUAAAGCAAAACAAACAAACAAAAAAGUGUAGCCUAGACAAAUAAAAAAAUAAAUAAAUAGAGGUUGCAGAUAGAUAGAAGGACGCAUGACCAUUCUUCUCUUCUUCUUCUACUUC
Episyrphus balteatus (marmalade hoverfly) is the source of this 8799-nucleotide messenger RNA. It is a transcript of the gene pcx, whose product is annotated as protein pecanex. The record is from RefSeq and is a predicted model, not a curated record. Lineage: Eukaryota; Metazoa; Arthropoda; Insecta; Diptera; Syrphidae. Bases 619 to 8190 code for a protein of 2523 amino acids. The transcript is spliced from 9 exons. Gene Ontology annotation, biological process: endoplasmic reticulum organization. Gene Ontology annotation, cellular component: membrane; endoplasmic reticulum.